This is a messenger RNA of Spirodela intermedia, 3270 nucleotides long. The record is from the annotation of a GenBank genome assembly. Lineage: Eukaryota; Viridiplantae; Streptophyta; Magnoliopsida; Alismatales; Araceae.
AUGGCUUGGAUCACCCGGUUCCUCACCGCCAUAUCCUUCCUUGUUGUGGGGAUCGUCUUCGUCCCAGACGUCUUCGGGUCGCGAUCGGAUGGCUUUGCCCUCACCGUGUCCCUCGUCAAGCUCGGCCACCUCCUCAGCUUCGCUACUGCCUGGGGAGCCGCUCUCUGGGUCACCUUCAUCGGCGGCAUCAUUAUGUUCAAGUAAUUGUUCUAUAAAUCCUUGCCCCGAUGAUUCUAAUUAUGUGCCGGUGUCGUAUUGUUCCCUAGUUUUUUUGGUCUUACUUUUGGAAUUGAAUGAAAUAAAAAAAACUGUUCAGGAAUCUGCCGAGGCACCAGUUUGGGAACCUUCAGGGCAAGAUGUUCCCUGCAUAUUUCUCAACUCUCUCAGUGUGCGUGGCUAUCACUGUGGCCGCGUUUGCAUACUUACAUCCUUGGAAAUCAGCGUCAACAAUGGAGAGGUAUCAGCUAGGAUUCCUGCUUUCAUCGUUUGGUUUCAACCUCUCAAACCUGCUGGUGUUCACUCCCAUGACCAUCGAGGUGAAUACUUAAUCCCUUUCUGGUGUCCUGCUCUUAAUCUCUUUCUUGUGUCCUGCCCUUUAAUUUCUUAGGGAAUGCGGUCCUGCUUUUGAAUAUUUAUGUUGUAUGGAAUAAAAGCUUAUGGCCAUCAUUUUAGACGAAAUGCCGUAAUUUACUUCAGCCGACUGUAAUUUUCUUGCCGAGCGAUUUUGGUCCCUUGUUGAACCGAACUCUUUCCCAAUUUGGCCCACGCCAUUGAGGAUGUCACUUGCGUGAAACGGGGUUACAAAGGAAUAUUUUAUUAAAUUUCUUAAAGAUUAGAGAGAGGCCUUUAACGUUUGUAAAGUUUUUGUCUUUUACGCAUAUCUUUUGAUCUCAUAUCUUAUUUCGGCAUCUUUAUGAAUUCUAAAUUCUACUCGCUGCAAUAUCAUGCUUUCGUUUUGCGAAAUGAAUUCGGAUGAAAAAGAGAGAUAGCUUAUAUGGAAUCUCUUGUGUCUAUGAUUGUAAAGGAGGUUUGGAGAAGAGGAAAACACAAAAUAUAGCUACCAAAGCAUGCACAGUAUGAGUAAUUUGACACAAAAUCUCAUAUACGGGGAGAUAUCUUCAAAUACAACUAAUUUCGGUUUUGGUGUGUUUGUAAUCCCACAAUAUGGAAUCAACUCCGCUCAUGAUGCCUCUAUUCAGAAGAAAAUAUUAUGAACCGUCAUUUAUGGAUUCCUCUGCAACAUGAAUUGCUAAGCAAAUGCAAGAUCAUCUGGAAACGCAUCUAAAAGUUUAGAUAUUAUUCUAUGCCCCUGUUAAGUAGUAUACUCAAUUCCUCAGUAUCAUCUAAUCCAACUUCACCCCAGUGGUUAUGCCUAGUAUGUUGUACAGAAUAUAUUUUCAUGGAACUCUUCAAAGCACAGGUGUGAUUAUAUGCUGACCAUACAUACUGAAGAAAGAUCCUUAUAUCAGCCAUUUCCGCUAUCCAGAAUCAAGUUCAUAUGCUAUUAUGCAUCACCACCUUUUGAUCAGGAGAACAGUAGUGUAUUUUUUUUUAACGAGUUGUUAUCCCUCAUCAUUUCAUAUGGUAUUCCUGUGAAAUAUCGUGUGCAGAUAUUUACCCUACUGCCUUGUUUCUGGUAUAGCCUUUCUUAGUCGAUUGACUGGAAGAAGGGGAUUGAUUAACAGCGGAAAAAAAAUUAUCUAUUGAUGUCCUGAGGAAUGAAAUGCCAUUUAUUCCUAUUCUUUCCACGAAGAGAUAAAAAAUAAUCAUAAAAUAACGAGUAUGUUUACUCAAAGUAUAGAAUAGCAUGCACGAUUACUCAUGGAGAGCAGGUAAAGUUGGACCUGGCCAUUUUCCAAUGUAAAGUAUCCCUAGCCUGAGUGCCGGCAACCAAUCUUAACCUUUUCAACCUCAUGCUGUUUAGCGCAUAACCUUUUUGAAGUGAGGUAGGCUUCAUGGCCAAUUCUGACGCGACUUGUAAUAUCUUAUUUAGACUAUUGGCAGGAUAUCUAUUUCAUACCCAAAUCAAUUGAUUAUACACUGUUGGAUGCUUACAUUGUUAGUCAGCACGCAUCAAACAAAAGGAUUGUAUCUAGCUUGCAUCCUUCCCUUUCACCAAGUCCAAGUAAGCAGUCGAGUGUUUCUUCCUUUCCGUACAAACAACUUGUUGUUUUCCUAGGAUUCUGAUAAACCCUCUCCUUGCGAACUUGGGCUCUCCCCAAACCUUCCACCAUUUUGGAUAGCAAACACUAAUUAGGACAUGGUCGCCUACAAUGAUAGACGAGGAUGAUUGAUGAUGAUUGGACGAGGAGUUGUGUGAAAUUUGUCCGAAUAAAGAAUAGAUGCUUCGCUCAUUUCACAACCAUUAAUAAAUGCUCAUGCAAUAUUGGAAAUAAACAAAUUUUCUUUAGCAUGAUUCUCUUUGACUUGCAGUUAUUAAACCUUGUCCUUGUAGAGAAAUGAACAGCAGGGGAAAAUGGAUACUAGAUGACUAGGUUUCAAGAAACUUGUUUGAAAUUGAUCAAGAGAAUAUUAAACGAAAACAAAGGUAGGCGCAUCAUAUUUGGUUACUUGCUAGAGAGAGAAAUGAGCCACCACCUGGAAAUAGUCACACAAGAAAACCAGUUAUGAUGCUGUGAUGGGCUCAGUUGAACGAGAGGGAGGGGGGCUUCUGAAACCAUGGAACACAGAACCAGCAAGUAAAGACUGGAAAUGGCUGAACCGGAUCUGAGAUGAUCCAAACAGAACCUGAAGAACCAGAUCAUACCAGGUCUCAGCUGAACCACGCAGAACCAGCUGGUUAUCAACUCAGAGCCGAAAUUGUGACCAGGAGUAAUCGACUUGUUACUUGCAGAGCCAUUUUCAACGGAUCCAAGUAGCUUUCUUUCCUUGAGAGAAGCCCUGCUAGGCCGGAGGCAACGGACCCACCUUUCUUGAGCCCCGAAUAUGUCUUGCCCAAUGAAGUUAUAAUUGUUCUAUAAAUAGGAAUUGAAAUGUAUAUGCUCAUACUUUAUCCAUUUGGGCUGACGUGAAGAGACUCUCUCUCUUGAACAGAUGAUGAAGAAACGGCACAAGCUAGAGAGAGAAUUAAACAUGGGCGACGAGGUCGGAUGGUCGAAGAACGUCCCUGGUGCCAAGGUCAACCCGAAGCUUGCGGCGAUGAACAAGAAGUUUGGGAUGAUCCACGGGCUGUCAUCUCUGGCCAACAUCAUGUCCUUUGGGAGCUUGGCUAUGCACUCCUGGUACUUGACCAGCAAACUCCAGCUCUAG